UCCUCCAUACCUGAGAGAGUGUGCGUGUUUGUGAAUGUGUAAAUGUGAAACGAAAGCUACCUUCUGUACAAGCGAGUGUACGAAACACUAACCCGGAAACCGGCCAAAAAUCAUUCUCGACCUAUUGGUAAGCGUCGUCGUGUGCGGAGCGGAUCUGCAAGACAGAAGGGACUCCCUUACUGCCGACCAUGGGUACACUUCCGAGCGUAAUGGAUUUACGGCUUCCCAUCCUGUGGUUGCUGCUGGCAGCAGAGCUGUCCGUGGGGCUGCGCAACGUACGGGUCACGGUGCCAACGGCUGUCCGGAAAGGCGAUUCGGUUCAUCUGUACUGCGAAUACGAACUGGAGGAUAACGAGCGGCUCUACUCGAUCAAGUGGUACAAGGGUAAGCGAGAGUUCUAUCGCUACACGCCCCAGGUGCAUCCGUCGGUGCAAGUUUUUAGCACCGUCAGCGGAAUCGACGUGGAGCGGUCACUUUCCAACGAAAGCCAUGUUGUCAUGAAGGCGGUCGAGACGAACUACUCCGGGAAGUACAGCUGCGAGGUGUCGGCAGAUGCACCCUCCUUCCACACGAUCAUCGUCUCAGGCGACAUGGAAGUUAUCGAACCACCCAUUGAACAGCCAUCAGUAACCGGGGUACAGGCGCGUUACCGACCUGGAGAUAUUCUACGGGCCAACUGCACCUCGCAUAAUUCUAAACCAGCAGCAAAUUUGACGUGGACGAUUAAUGAUGUACCGAUUCCACCACAGUACGUAAAGCAGUACCGACCGAUAAAGGAUACGUUUACCGGGCUAGAGACAUCCAUCGUCGGUGUCAACUUCAUGGUGGUCCACGAGCAUUUCGUGAAGGGAAAGUUGAAGUUGAAAUGCUUGGCAUCGAUACACCAGCUCUACCAUGAGACUAUCGAACUGCUUGUGCCGGAAGAUCGGCCACGGAUACUGGCGACCGGAGUUUCUGCUAGUGGACACAGUAUAAGCCUCUACCAAGGAACGGUUCAUGAGACGGAACUGACGGAUCAGAAUGAUGCCUAUCUCACCGUGAACGGGUACAAAGCUGAUAAGUCAUCCCCGCUAGCGUCUUCCUCCGGUAGUCUGCAGAUCGAUUCAUACGUUAAGGUGUGCUGGGUAACGUUCUACAUCUGCAUCAUCUGCACCGUGAUGGUAUACUCAAUACGGUAUCUGAUGGUCACCUGACCCCAGCAGAGGGAGGCCAAGAGUGGUGCUGGAUCGGCUAAUGCUUCGUUGGCAGAAGGUACGGCAUUAGAGCUGGAUCCCCUCCCGAGCAGCUAUCCCAUUCCACCGCCUCCGUCUGCAGCCACCAUUUCUUCGCCAGCCCUCGUCAACGUAGACAGCUGCGUCCUGUUCGUUCCAAGGUGAUGCAACAAGCUGCGAACGACCGUACCAGUGACGUUGUGCACACAUUUUUUCGGUAUCCAGCCCCCAAGGCAAUCGAUCAAUCUCGCCAACCGUGCGGAGAAAAAUCGGAAAUCUCAAAAACAAGCUUAAAGGUGGAAUGCAGCACGUGCAUGUGCAAGGGCAAACAAGCGCAUAGAAUACCUACAUACUCACACAAUCAAAUACCAACAACAUGUUGUCCCUGUCAUCGUGUUUGUAUCGUCGUAAAUGAUCUCUCUAAACAUCAUGGAAAAAUGUUUGGUUAUUUUCCAGUGUAUGAAAAUUUAUUUUUUUAAAAACCACCGGGCGCCUCCAUUGCCAUGGAUGCAAGAAUGAUCGUGCGGAAACAUCUUCACGCAGAAUGAUUUGCGAACAUGUAUGAAGCGACGUUUUGAGGUGAUCGUAAUAUUGCAGUUCGAGCAUAGGCACUAAACAAAUCUUUUUCUUACCUUAGCUCAGGGUAAAAUAUGUACAUAGUUUUAACUAAAUGUAAAUAAGUCACUGUAUUGUCCAGCUUCUAAUCCCUUUUCCCCGCUCCUACCGAUUUUCCUUCCUUUUCCUAAGUAUCCACCUUUUGAAAAGAAAACCAAACUGGAUUUUAAUGUAACGUUAAACGUCGUAAGUAAGUGCAAAAUUUAGUCCAUCGAAUGUUAGCAACGGUUAAGAAGUAGCACGAAAACGGAAGCAAACAAAAACAGCCUCCUAUCGAAGCGAAUGCGACUACGAUGCGUAACACAAAAAAUGAAACAGGUUAAACUAGCUAAUAAUCGACACAACAUUCUGUACAUAUACAUAAAGGCAGGUGAACAACAUAGCAAAUCUACCGAUAAGCAACGCGGAAGCUAGGAGUAAAUGCCCGAAUACCUACAGCAUCUGCAACAAAAAAAAAAACUAAAAUAAACUGCAUCCUUUAACCGUACCAAGUAAAUGUAUGCUUACCUUGCGUUUCAUAUCGGGUAGUUCACCCUUGUUUGGGUUUAUGGGUUACUGGGCUUGACUUACCUGCAAUAGAUAAAAAUGUAUCAAUUUGUUGUUCACUACAAACACAGAAAGGAGACAAAUAAAC
Anopheles moucheti is the source of this 2460-nucleotide messenger RNA. RefSeq lists its product as uncharacterized. NCBI's taxonomy places the organism in Eukaryota, Metazoa, Arthropoda, Insecta, Diptera, Culicidae. The transcript is spliced from 7 exons. The coding region runs from base 189 to 1193 and encodes 334 amino acids. The record is from RefSeq and is a predicted model, not a curated record.